AUGUCUUACACCACUCUUAACGUUAACACCCACUUCUCCCUCUUCGCCUCCCCGCCUGCAUCCUCAAAUGUAUUUGCUGUCUUUGCUCCAACACAGUCCCCACGUGAGACACAUGCGAUGUACGCAGAGUUCCGCCAGGUGCUUGGCGCUUCCAACGGACAAAAGAAGCAGGGCAAGAGCGUGCUGAAGAAGAUCCUUGGUACCAAUUAA
This is a messenger RNA of Suillus plorans, 210 nucleotides long. RefSeq lists its product as uncharacterized. The transcript has a single exon. Bases 1 to 210 code for a protein of 69 amino acids. The record is from RefSeq and is a predicted model, not a curated record. Lineage: Eukaryota; Fungi; Basidiomycota; Agaricomycetes; Boletales; Suillaceae.